AUGGCCAUAAUCGAAGAGUUUCCUCCUUUCAAGCUUUGCGCCCUAUGCAAGGGAAUCUUCCCCAGUGCUGACGACCCAAACGUCGAUGACAAUAUCCAAAGCCAGAUAUGGACGAAUGAUGAGGGUUACUACUUCACGCGGACACGGGAAGAGAUCGAGCGAGGAGCUAUUGAGAGUUGUGAAUUCUGUACAGACAUCGUGCAGAAUGAUAGAGCGUACAGGAAGAGCUGCUCUCCAGAUCGCCAACACGAAACGAUUGGCCAGGAGAAUGACUGUGAGGGGAGUGCGGAUGAGAGCUACGAGGAAAGCGAACAGGAGAGUGAGGUGGGAUCACAAUCUGCGGAACCUGAUGAGGACCCAGACUACGUCACCAUGUUUUCAGGGCCGCGAGCCGGUUGGUUUCCUCCGAUGGAAGAGAGACUCGAAUUCAGGAUCAAGUUUCACUCCGAAGACAAACAUCUAGCUGUCUACGACUCAAAUGGCCUGUUGAUAGGCCACAACCCGGCAUCCAAACUCAUCCAUGCUCAGGCAACACUCGCAGAGUUCGGGUCGGACGAAACCUUUGGGGCCGUACGACAGUGGCUGGGUGAAUGCGUUGACAACCAUCCAGAAUGCCCCGGUAACGCCCCGAGAGAGCUACCAACGAGGGUCAUCAUGGUCUCACCACUGGGGGUCGACGUUUCGGCGCGCUUGUGCGAGACCCUCGGCAAAACAGGACAAUAUUGCGCCCUGAGCUAUUGCUGGGGCGGUGACCAGCUUCACAAGACUACCCGCGAGAAGUAUGCCGCAUAUCUUCGAGAGUUACCAUACGAAGAGCUACCACAGACCAUCCGAGACGCCUUCCAAGUGGCCCGGUCCGUUGGAGUAAGAUACAUAUGGAUUGACUCACUUUGCAUCGUGCAAGACGAAAAGGAAGACGUUGCUCGAGAGAUGGCAAAGAUGUUCCAGAUCUACUUCAACAGUUGCUUCACGAUCUCGGCAGCCAGCGCGUUGACUUGCAGGGCCGGUUUUCUCAAGCGACUGCCAGUAAACGAUACGGGACUCUUCUUUCUCCCCAUUCGCGUGGACAAGAGCACCAAGGGUUCCGUUCUACUGUCUAGGGAGGGACCCUACUGGGCCAUGAUUGGGGCAUACCCACAGCCCAUCAACGACCGAGCGUGGACGCUCCAAGAGGCGAUGCUCACACCUCGACUUCUCAUCUUUACCGGCAUGGAUGUCAUCUGGAAAUGCCAAGCUGGCUUUGGACCAGAAACGGCCGAGCACCCCAGAGCCGCUAACGAGAUUCACAUUGAGAAUGUGUACGGGCCUCCUAACGAGAGCCGGUGGUUUCCGGCACUUGUAGAUUGCGGUUACAACUUCAUUUCUAUAGGAGGCGAUGAAGGCCGUCCCUCACGCUCAGGUGAUGACUUGGAGGUUUUACAAGAGCAAUGGUGUCUCCUAGUGGAAAACUACACCAAGCGCAACCUCACCGUCGCAACGGACAAACUUCCUGGCAUCUCCGCCAUCGCCCGACUGUUGGCUCCCAGGCUGAAGAGUGAUUAUCUAGCAGGGCUUUGGAGACAAAACUUGGCCUUCGAUCUGAUGUGGAGUAUACAUCGAUUCCCCCGCCCAGAAGCGUGCAAGUCAGGCAGCCCGUCUUGGUCUUGGGCUUCUGUGCAGGGCACGAUCGAGUAUGUAGGCCGGAGACUCGUGGACAGCGCGGCUGAAGUCAUCAGCUGCAGUGUGGAUUUGGCAUAUCCUCGGGACCCGUAUGGGGCUGUUACGGGCGGCUUGCUCGAGAUCCGGGGACACCUUACUCAGGUGUCGAAGGAAGACUUGCACAGGGAGCAUGGCCGGAUUGAUUAUAAGAUGGACUCCAUUGGUGUCUCCCCGAGCCUUCGCUCCUGUAAAGGGAAACAAUCCCCAACACUCUGGUGCUUGACUCUCGGUUAUGGGAAAGGGAUGAUGAGAGGAUGGUUCUAUUCUCUCAUUUUGGUCAAGGAACCGGGCUGGGAUAAUCGUUAUCGACGGGUUGGGUUUCUUGAGACUGAUGCCGGGUGGUCUCCAGAAGGGCGGGAAGACUUCGAGAAAGAGACUAUCACUAUAAUCUAA
This is a messenger RNA of Fusarium keratoplasticum, 2091 nucleotides long. Its product is annotated as HET domain-containing protein. The transcript is spliced from 2 exons. The coding region runs from base 1 to 2091 and encodes 696 amino acids. The record is from RefSeq and is a predicted model, not a curated record. NCBI's taxonomy places the organism in Eukaryota, Fungi, Ascomycota, Sordariomycetes, Hypocreales, Nectriaceae.